Messenger RNA from Juglans microcarpa x Juglans regia, 2376 nucleotides. RefSeq names its product phospholipase D alpha 1-like. Gene Ontology annotation, cellular component: plasma membrane. The record is from RefSeq and is a predicted model, not a curated record. NCBI's taxonomy places the organism in Eukaryota, Viridiplantae, Streptophyta, Magnoliopsida, Fagales, Juglandaceae. Gene Ontology annotation, biological process: phosphatidylcholine metabolic process; phospholipid catabolic process. Gene Ontology annotation, molecular function: calcium ion binding; D-type glycerophospholipase activity.
AUGCAGACGGUAGAGAUUGAUGGAUCCAAACUCUAUGCAACAAUUGAUUUAGAUAAGGCACGUGUCGGGCGAACUAGAAUGAUAGAAAAUCAACCCAACAACCCUCGAUGGGUCGAGUCCUUCAAAAUAUAUUGUGCCCAUCAUAUCUCAAAUAUAGUAUUCACAGUCAAAGAUGAUAACCCUGUUGGUGCAACACUAAUUGGAAGAGCUUAUGUACCAGUUGGAGAUGUUAUAAGAGGGUCACAGGUUGAAAGAUGGGUGGAUAUACUAGAUCGUGAAAACCAGAAUCCCAGAUAUUCUAAAAUCCGUGUUAAGUUGCAAUUUUUUAAUGUGAAUGAAGACAUUCAUUGGUCUAAGGGAAUCAGAACUCCCGACUGGGGAGUUCCUCGCACAUUCUUCAAGCAAAGACAGGGUUGCAAAGUUUCCCUAUACCAAGAUGCCCAUGUCUCAGCAGAUUUCCCCAUAACAACCAUUGAAGGACAAAAUUAUAUGCCUCAGAGAUGUUGGGAAGACAUCUUUGAUGCAAUCAAGAAUGCAAGACACAUAAUUUAUAUAGCUGGAUGGUCUGUAUAUACCAAGAUAACCUUGAUAAGGGAUCCGAAAAGGCCAAAGCAAGAAGGCAACUUGACAUUGGGGGAGCUGCUUAAGAAAAAGGCUAAUGAAGGUGUCCUGGUUCUCAUGCUUGUUUGGGAUGAUAGAACCACUGUCAAGGAACUUAAGAACGAUGGUUUGAUGGCAACUCACGAUCAAGAAACUGAGGAAUACUUUCAAAACACGAAAGUGAAUUGUUUUUUAUGCCCUCGUAACCCUGACGAUGGGAAGAGCAUAGUUCAAGGUUUCGAAAUUUCUAACAUGUUUACUCACCACCAAAAGAUCGUAGUUGUUGAUAAGGAAGUGUCUAGUGGAGGAUCACAAAAGCGGAGGAUUGCAAGUUUCAUUGGUGGUAUUGAUCUUUGUGAUGGGAGAUAUGAUACAGGAGCACAUCCUUUAUUUAGUACUCUGAGCACAAUCCACCAUGAUGAUUUCCAUCAACCAAAUUUUCCAGGGGCUUCAAUCAAUAAAGGUGGUCCAAGGGAGCCCUGGCAUGACAUUCAUUGCCAACUGGAAGGGCCUGUUGCUUGGGAUGUUCUAAAAAAUUUUGAGCAAAGGUGGAUAAAACAAGUAGGGGACAAGUUUCCAAUUCCACCAAUCAAGGUCUAUGGAAUUGAGACGGACCCAUCACCAGUUACAUUAACAACCGACUCUGAGACGUGGAAUGUUCAAAUCUUUCGAUCCAUUGAUGGUGGGGCCGUUUCCGAUUUUCCUGAAAAACCUGAGGUUGCAUCUGCAGCGGGCCUUGUUAGUGGGAAGGACAGUGUCAUCGAUCGGAGCAUUCAAGAUGCAUACAUCAAUGCUAUUCGUCAAGCCAAGAAAUUCAUCUAUAUCGAGAACCAGUAUUUCUUAGGAAGCUCAUUCAACUGGAGAUCAAAGGACAUCAAGGUUGAGGAUAUUGGUGCUUUGCAUCUAAUACCAAAAGAGCUCUCACUAAAGAUUGUGAGUAAGAUUGAAGCAGGGGAGGAAUUUGCUGUCUACAUUGUGAUCCCCAUGUGGCCAGAAGGUCUACCUGAGAGUGCUUCUGUUCAGGCAAUACUAGAUUGGCAAAGGAGGACUAUGGAAAUGAUGUAUUCUGAUAUCUCUGAAGCCCUUCAAAGAAAAGGAAAUGAUGCCAAACCCCAGGACUAUCUGAAUUUCUUCUGUCUUGGGAAUCGGGAGGGAAGGAAAUCUGGAGAGUAUGUACCUCCAGAGAAACCAGAACUUAACAGUGAUUAUAGUAGAGCUCAGGAGGCUCGUCGCUUCAUGAUAUAUGUUCAUGCAAAAAUGAUGAUAGUUGACGAUGAGUACAUAAUCAUCGGAUCCGCCAACAUCAACCAAAGGUCAAUGGAUGGAGCAAGGGACUCUGAGAUUGCAAUGGGGGCAUUCCAACCAUAUCAUUUAACCUCCAACGUACUUGCCAAUGGGCAGAUCCACGCAUUCAGAAAGGCAUUGUGGCAAGAGCAUCUUGGUGGGUUUCACAAGUUUUAUCUGAAUCCAGAAAACAAGUCAUGCAUCGAAAAGGUGAAGGGUCAGGCCCGAAGAAACUGGGAAUCAUAUACAAAGGAGAAAUCCGAUGGAGAUAUGGAAGGUCACCUACUACCCUACCCAGUCCAGGUUACGAACAGUGGAGAGAUUACUACAUUGCAAGGGUUUGAGUUCUUCCCUGACACCAAGGCUCGUGUUCUGGGUACUAAGUCUGAAUACCUUCCUGCAAUCCUCACCACCUAGCUAGUGGCCGACAUGCCCACCAGAUCAAUAAUAACCGGCCACCUGCCACGUGUAAUUCUCAUUUCUUUAGAGUUA